This is a messenger RNA of Salvia splendens (bonfire salvia), 727 nucleotides long. RefSeq names its product protein BOLA2. Gene Ontology annotation, cellular component: cytosol; nucleus. The record is from RefSeq and is a predicted model, not a curated record. Gene Ontology annotation, molecular function: 2 iron, 2 sulfur cluster binding. Gene Ontology annotation, biological process: protein maturation; intracellular iron ion homeostasis. The transcript has 3 exons. The coding region runs from base 82 to 498 and encodes 138 amino acids. NCBI's taxonomy places the organism in Eukaryota, Viridiplantae, Streptophyta, Magnoliopsida, Lamiales, Lamiaceae.
UUCAAAAGAGAAUCUUUUCUUUUGAAGAAAGUUGAAGCUUAAAACCCACGCACAGAAACGCAGGGAAACUCAGACUCAGAGAUGGCGGUGAGCAAGGAGCAAGUUGAAUCAACCUUAAAGUCGAAGCUCAAUCCUUCUCAUCUUGAUGUUAUCGACACAUCGGGGGGUACACACGCAAUGUUGUCAAAUGUCGGAUAUGGCGGUGCUAUGGCAGCGACAUGGUGCUAUGGCGUUUCCACCACCGAACGCCAUGCCAUAGCGCCAUGGCGCCGCCAUAUCCGCUAUUUGAUAACAUUGGUUGCUAGUUGUGGUGCUAGUUACAGCAUUGAGAUUGUAUCACAAGAAUUUGAAGGAAAAAGACUGCUGGAGAGGCACCGGCUGGUGAAUGCUGCAUUGGCGGAAGAGAUGAAACACAUUCACGCUCUCUCCAUAACAAAGGCUGUGACCCCUGAUCAAUGGAAAGUGCAGGAGGCCAAAAAGUCUCAACAAGAUGCCUGAAAUAUGCGGGUAAACCUAUUAUACUAGUAGCAUGUCUAGCUGGAAAUAUACCAAACUUACUCUCGUCUAUCCAUUUCAUGGCUUUGUAACAGAAGAACGCUAACAUAAGAGCGUUGGUAUCCUGUUAAUGCCAUAUGAGAACUACUGUUGCUUAAGAAUAAUUUGGCUUAAUAUUGGCAUUUCUAGCUUGAGCUUGUUCAAGUAUAUCAAGCUAUUCUUAUUUCUUAUA